Ostertagia ostertagi is the source of this 2211-nucleotide messenger RNA. The record is from the annotation of a GenBank genome assembly. Lineage: Eukaryota; Metazoa; Nematoda; Chromadorea; Rhabditida; Trichostrongylidae.
AUGUUCUCAGUUGACGACAUUUUAGAAGGUAAAAUGUGGCCGGAGGGGUUACAAAUGGAUCAAGAGAUUUUGCUGGAUGCCGGUGCGCAGCUCCACCGGUUGAAGAUGUUCCCGUAUUUUGACAUUGCCCACUACAUUCUUAUGAUCUGCGAGGUACGUGACGAUCUUGCCUCCUCAGCUAGCCUCUUCUCUCGCAAACAUCCGUUAUCAUGUUGGUUGUCCUCGAUGCUGAUGUGCUUUGCGGAUUCGUUUCUAGCCAAUUUCCUCCUUGGUGAACCUGUGAUUGCUCCAUUCAAACGACAUGAUGACAUCGUUUUGGCGACAAUCGUGUGGUACCUCGUCUUCUACGCGCCCUUUGAUGGUAUCUACAAACUCUCUAAAAUUAUGCCCGUCUAUAGUGUGCUAUCAGUGAUGAAAGAAGUGAAACGAGCUUACAAGGUGACUCAUGGAGUAUCGCACGCCGCGAAACUAUAUCCAAACUCCUACAUCGUGCAAGUUCUAGUGGGUACGGCAAAGGGUGCUGGAUCUGGAAUUUUAAGAACGAUCGAACAGUUGAUACGUGGCGUUUGGCUACCGAAUCAUAACGAAGCACUUCGUCCAUCAUUCGCGACGAAGGCUUGCUUUCUUGCCUCAGUCAUAUUUGCGUUGGAGAAGAACAGCGUAUAUAUUACGGCACCACAUGAUCUGGUCUAUUUGGGCGUAGUCGGUUUUCUGGUGUAUUUCAAACUUUCUGCAGUCCUACUUCAUGUAACGGAUCCUUUCGCUCCGAUUGAGAAUCUCUUCUGCGCAGUAUUCAUGGGAGGCAUCUGGGACGCACUGUCAAGAGCGCUGGCUGCAGCUCGCGAACGACGUGCGGCUGGACAUGCGACAGAGAACGGAACGAUCUCGAGCGUAAUUGAUAAUCAGGAGAUGGUAAGCUGUAAGCAGAGUGAGGAAAUGGGAAAGUCUUCUUCAGCUAGGCUUGAUCAGAUUCAGGUAAUUGAGGUUUGUCGAACAAAUCUCGACGCCAUCUGGCCGUAUCUUUUAGUGUCGCUUAAACAGGCGGAUUUUAUAGCAAUAGAUUUGGAAUUAUCCGGGCUCGGAUCACGUCAAGCAAGUUUUGCUAAAAAUGUCGGUGAUCGGUAUACAGCGCUAUGUGAAGCAGCGAAAACGAGAAGUAUUCUUUCACUUGGGCUAGCAUUUUUCAAGAAAGCAGGACAAAGUGAAUCGAAAAGACGACUGAAAUUUUCUUGUCAAAUUCUGAGUCGUGGACGUUAUCAUAACGAAGAUUUUCAGGCAUGUCCCCUUAGAUCUCUGAUGGCACAGUUGUUAUCCCGUGGAGCCCCUAUGUUCUUUCAUAAUGGUUUAGUAGAUAUAGUCUUCCUGUAUCAUCACCUCUAUUCUCCACUGCCAGAGAGCUAUGGGGAGUUCUGUAAUGCUCUAGCUGAUCUCUUCCCUCCAGAGUCACCUGUUUGUGAUACGAAGUACUUGGCCGAGUAUCAAACACGAAUGUCUGGAUCUUUUCUUGAAUAUGUAUUUCGGAAAUGUCAAGGCGAUAAUGUGCGUGAAUCUCUAGAGCCGCGCUGGCAUCUGAAGAUAACUUUCGAUGACGUCACUUCGAUGAUGACGCCGUUACGCGAAGCGUGCGAAACCGUGGACUGUCGCCUUCCAAUGGGUUUCCCUGAUCAUCCUCUUCCCAACGAUCUCUCAGAGAAAGUUUGUGAGCAAUUUGCGAACCACGGAUUCUGUCGCAAGCAGCGUCAAGGCCAAUGUAGUUUGCUUCAUGAUGUUGACUUUGCGAUAGAUUUGGAACAAAUACGACAAGAACGCAACCGUAAGAGGCGUAAAAGGAGAUUUGAUCACUUAAAACCAGACAACAUUUUGGAAAAGGAAAGACUGGAAGAGGAGAAGAAAGAGGCUCGCAGAGAGCGAGUUUCUGUAGAAGAUCUAAAAAAUAAACCAAGGAUUGCUGUAACUGGUUGCCAUCGUGCUGGCGUCGACGCGUUCAUGACCGGCUAUGCGGCUCUUUUUCAAAGUCGCCUACGCCUUUGUCGAGAAGGGACAUUGGAUAGUCAACAUGUAAAUCGGAUCCCACUCUCGGGGAAGCAGGAGCCAUUCAUCAUCCAGCCUACGCAGUUCUCUGGAAAUUGUUCUAAGCACGAGAAUCGUUUUGCAGAAAUUCAAGCAGCAAGGAAUAGGAAUAGUACUGCUGCUACAGCUGGCAACAGUUAA